This is a messenger RNA of Spea bombifrons (plains spadefoot toad), 1551 nucleotides long. Its product is annotated as ryanodine receptor 3-like. Gene Ontology annotation, cellular component: Z disc; calcium channel complex; smooth endoplasmic reticulum. The transcript is spliced from 5 exons. Gene Ontology annotation, biological process: intracellular calcium ion homeostasis; calcium ion transport. Gene Ontology annotation, molecular function: ryanodine-sensitive calcium-release channel activity; calcium ion binding. The record is from RefSeq and is a predicted model, not a curated record. Bases 1 to 1551 code for a protein of 516 amino acids. NCBI's taxonomy places the organism in Eukaryota, Metazoa, Chordata, Amphibia, Anura, Pelobatidae.
AUGGAGAAGAGGAGUGGAGAUAGUCACCCGGUGUGCUUAUUACUUCAUUUGCUUUGGGUUUUGCUGAAGAGAGCACUUGAAGAUCCCACGAGGAAACCGUGCAUUGGAAACCAGCAGAGCUUGGCACACAGUCGACUUUGGGAUGCUGUGGUCGGUUUCCUCCACGUCUUUGCAGACAUGCAAAUGAAACUCUCGCAGGAUUCCAGCCAAAUUGAGCUGCUGAAGGAGCUGUUGGACCUUCUGCAGGACAUGGUGGUGAUGCUCCCGUCACUUCUAGAAGGCAAUGUGGUAAAUGGAACCAUCGGCAAACAAAUGGUAGACACCCUUGCGGAAUCGUCAAGCAAUGUGGAAAUGAUCUUGAAGUUCUUUGAUAUGUUCUUGAAAUCGAAAGAUCUAACGAGCUCUGAUGCGUUCAAAGAGUACGAUCCGGAAGGAAAAGGCAUCAUAUCCAAAAAAGAAUUCCAGAAGGCCAUGGAGGGCCAGAAGCAAUAUACACAGUCCGAAAUUGAAUUCCUCCUUUCCUGUGCCGAGGCGGAUGAAAAUGAUAUGUUUAACUAUGUUGAAUUUGUAGAUAGAUUUCACGAACCGGCAAAGGACAUCGGGUUCAACGUAGCUGUUCUGUUGACUAACCUCUCCGAACAUAUGCCGAACGAUUCCCGACUCCAGUGUCUGCUAGAUCCCGCAAAUAGCGUACUGAGUUACUUCUCUCCGUACCUUGGACGUAUUGAGAUCAUGGGCGGAGCCAAAAGGAUAGAAAGAGUUUACUUUGAGAUCAGCGAGUCAAGCCGGACACAAUGGGAGAAGCCCCAAGUCAAGGAGUCCAAGAGACAGUUCAUAUUUGAUGUGGUCAAUGAAGGUGGAGAGCAGGAGAAGAUGGAAUUGUUUGUUAACUUCUGUGAAGACACCAUAUUUGAGAUGCAGUUGGCCUCCCAAAUCUCUGAGUCUGAUGCAGCUGAGCGGCCCGAGGAAGAAGAGGAUGAGGAAUCUCACCACGUGAUGGAAGUUGGAGAAGAGAAAGAAGAAGCCGAGUCUCUUGAAUCUUCUUCUGCUUUCAUCAUAGCUUGCGCAGCGCUUAAAAAGAACACGUCCAGUUUCCUGAAAAUGUUGACUUUAAAAAAUGUCGGCAAGCAGUUCCGGAAAGUGAAAAAAAAUGACCAUAAAGGAACUAGUGAAGUAUGGGGAGUAUUUCAGAUACUGUGGAGCACAGUUUUCGGAGGAGGCUUAGUAGAAGGGGCCAAAAAUAUUAAAGUCACCAAACUAUUGGGAGAUAUGCCCGAUCCAACGCAGUUUGGAAUCCACGACGAUGUCCUGGACACUGAAAAAGCAGAUGCCUCGGAACAUGGCUCGUCCGCAGAACUCACGCAUCUUCUAAAAGGAGAAAAAGGAGAUGCAGAGAUGUCGGAUGUAUUUGGCAUACAUUCGAAAAAAGAAGGUUCGAAGCACGGCCAUGACGUUGGGCUCGGCGACUUCUCUGAGGUUGUACAUGCAGAGAGUACCACCAGUUUAGAAAGUGCCGUCCAUAAGAAGAGAAAAGCUCUUGUAAGUAAUUGA